GUUGGCAUCAAUAUACCAGCACAAGCACGUGUUGUUAUCAACAAUGUUUUAAUUUUUUUUACUGAAAUGAAAAUAGAUCCUAAAAAGUUAAAAAGUGUUAAUUUCUGCCGUUCUCGUGAACUUGCUGCGGCGAUAUGUGGUGUGAGUGUUAGAACGGUCGACAAAAUUAAAAAUGAGUGUGUAAAGGGAGAAGUUAGCUCUCCACGAGAAAGCAUCAAUCGGCCUUGUACAGUAACUGCGUUAGACGACUUUGACAAAAGUGUAAUUAAACAAAUAGUGUCAUCGUUUUAUUGCGACGGUGAAUAUCCUUCCACGGCUAAAAUUUUGAGUAGAGCAACAGAAAGAAUUGACGGAUUCCAGUGUUCCAUUACUUCUAUGCGUAAAAUACUCAUAGAACUUGGGUACAAGUACAUACAAGCUUCAUAUGGUCGUAAACAAUUGAUGGAAAGGACUGACAUCGUUUGUGCGCGGCUACAAUUCCUGAGAAAACUCAAGACCCUGAGAGAUAGUGAAGACACUCGACCAAGAAUUUAUUUAGAUGAGACUUGGGUGAACCAAAAUCACAGCCGCAAACGAAUUUGGCUAGACAAGGAUGGACAAGGUGGCUUAAAUACAAAAACGGAAAAGAGGGGCAAGCUAAUUGUUCGUCAUGCAGGCUGCGCAAAGUAUGGUUUUAUACCCGAAGCCAGAUGGGUCUUCCGCGCUGUGAAGUCUCCGAACGAGGGCUACCAUUCAGAAAUGAAUGCCAAAGGCUUCACACACUGGUUUACAAAACUGCUGCAGAGUCUUGAAGAACUAUCAGUCAUCAUAAUGGACAACGCACCCUACCACUCCCAGCAAAUAAAUCAGGCACCAACAUCAGCUAACAAAAAGAGUGAAAUUCAGGAGUGGCUCCGCGAACACGGGAUUGAGUUUAGUGAGAGUGAGCUCAAGCCGGAACUAUUACAAAAGGUGCACCGGAACCGACCAGAAAAAAUAUACGAAUUGUAUCAGUUAGCUUUGGAGUCAGGACACGAAGUGAUUCGCUUACCACCUUACCAUUGCCAAUAUAACCCAAUUGAGUUGGUAUGGGCUCAAGCAAAAAAUGAAGUUGCCAGCAAAAAUAGAACUUUUAAAAUUGCUGACGUCGAAGUGUUAGUGCAUAAGGCAAUUUCGAACGUUUCGCAAAAGAACUGGGAAGAUUGUGUGAAGCAUGCAGAAAAACUCCAAGAGGUAGACUUGAAGAAAUCUCAUCUGGCAGAAGAAUUCGUAAUUCAUGUGGAUGACGAUGACUCUGAUGAUCCUGAUUUAUUAGUAUACUAAUAAUUUAUUUUUAUAUCAUUAUUAUCUUUUUUGCUGUUAAUUUUAAACUUAGACAAUUAUUUAUAUUUAUUUUUAAUAUACAGUGAAUUUAGGUUAUAAUGACGGCGGAGGGGGCACUUUAAUGUCGUCGCUAUAUCCGGAGGCCGCCUCCUACAUCUAAAUUAUUUUGACCUUCACCAAAUAAACAGUACUUUUUGAGCUUUUUGAGCUUUGUUAUAACAUAUAAUGCAUCUAUAGUUGUUGCAAUUUCAUUUAGAUUGCAAUCUUCUUCCUCUUCUUCAUCCUCCUCUUCUUGUGUUUGAAGCACAGACAAUAAUUUCACUAUCAGUCAAGUUAUCAGUAAUGAUAGCUUGAUCGUCAAUAUUCACAUAAGUUUCCCGUGCUCAGUAGAGGACUACUUAGCACAGAUGGUCAAGCAAAUGCUUUGUUUGUAUGUUCCUACACAGAUGGUCAAGAAAAUGCUUUGUUUGUAUGUUCCUACACAGAUGGUCAAACAAAUUCUUUGUUUGUUUGUAUGUACAUACAAAUAAAGCAUUUGCUUGACCAUCUGUGAAUGUAAACAAAUGAUGAGAAAGCUUAAUAGUUUUAUGAAAGUCUUUAUGCCUUUGCCGACUCAAUACCAAUAUCCGUAAGGGGUUUCUGGGAAUCUGUCAUAAAUAGUUCAUAAAAACAAGUCACUAUACCCGAAGUUGACGCUAUAUCCAAAGUCACUAUAACCGAAUGAAUUUUCUGGGAAAGUAUGCUUUAAAUUCAAGGGACGUAUGUGUGACUUCGCUAUAACUAAAAAGUCGUUAUAACCGAGAUCGUUAUUAAUGAAACACACUGUGACUCUAAACUUUUGUACUUAUACGUUGCUUUAUCAACUUUUUUCUUUCAUUUUUAUCACUAACCCACAAAAUGACAAAUCUAAAUACACUAUCGAUAACGCUUAUUGACAACAAUAAUGCGCAUCACUAUGCUCGUCCAUAAGGCUCGUGAGCGGAAGGAAGAGAGAGCGAAAUAUUCGCUUCACCGCUCCGACUUUUUAUUACCCAAACUGCAGCGACAAAAUAACUCUACUAUAGUUCGCUUUGUUCUUUCCCGCUUUCCACGGUUGAGUGGUUCGCGAGAUGAUCUAUUUUCUAAUUCUCGCUCUUCCUAAAUUAUAUAUUUUUUCUCUAGCCGAAACGAAUCUGUGACGAGUUAAAUUUUGCUCUCAACGCGCCUAAAGUUUCACUUCAAUAUUCACUAUAAAAAUUCAAAAUAAAAAUUCAGUGAUCCUCUUCAGAUCGAUUAGUCGACGAUUCCGGCAGAAGGGAAUAACGAAUUUUCAGUAUUAAUGUAUGAAAUCAUGU
Messenger RNA from Bombyx mandarina (wild silkworm), 2636 nucleotides. RefSeq lists its product as uncharacterized. Gene Ontology annotation, molecular function: nucleic acid binding. The record is from RefSeq and is a predicted model, not a curated record. Lineage: Eukaryota; Metazoa; Arthropoda; Insecta; Lepidoptera; Bombycidae.